AUGUCAGGAGUUUCCAAGGAGGGUCCCAGUCCCCUGCGUCUGCCAGCGUUGGGCAGGAUCUGCUUAGCCACCAUGGACAAAAAGCUUAACAUACUGACUGAGAAGGUGGACAGACUCUUGCAUUUCCAACAAGAUGUCAUGGAGAAGCUGCAGUGUGUGUGCCAAGGUAUGGGCCACCUGGAGCGAGGCCUGCACCGGCUGGAGGCCUCCCGAGAAUUGGGCCUGGCAGAAGCUGACGGCUCACCCCCAGCCGCUGCUCAGUCCAGGUGGCCCGAGCUCCUGGAGCUGGUGAGGGCUGUGCAGCAGGAUGGUGCCCGGCAUGGUGCCAGGCUUGAAGCCCUCUUCAAGAUGGUGGUGGCUGUGGACAGGGCCGUUACUUUGGUGGGGGCCACGUUCCAGAACUCCAAGGUGGUCGAUUUCAUCAUGCAAGAUAGUAAUGUCCCCUGGAGGAAGGGCAGCCCGGCUGAUGGCUCCCAAGAGAGCAAAGAGCAAGCGGAAGAGAAGGAGGCAAAACCAAAGCAUGCGCUGAGUACCAGAGGUGUGCAAGCCGACAGCAAGGGGCUGUGGGAAGAGAGCCAGAGGGGGGACCCUCCAGCCGGGAUAGUGGGGCGACUGCCUCUCAUCAGCACUUCGGGGAUGGGAGCCGGCCUCACUCUGGCAGGCACCUCACUGGGGCAGGAAGCUGGAGUUCUUGGCCCAGAUGACGUACCCCCGGGCCACCUACUGCCACCCACAGAAACUGAAACCAGAGCUCCUGAGACAUCCAGUGAGAACCCUAGGACUAACCCGGAAUUGUCUACAGAACCCGACAAGGUCAGUGAGGCCCUCACCAACCAGCAGGUGGCACUCAAUGCAGGACAAGAAACAUCAUCCAGCAAGCCUGUCCCUUGGCUCUCAGAAGAGGGCAUGAGGCUGAGUUCAGCAGCCAGCCCUGAGCCCCCAGGGUCAGUAACUCCAGCCACGGCAGCUCACGGUGCUAGAGAAGAACUUCCGAGGAUUGCCCUCCAUGCGCAAGAGAUGGAAUGUCCUGGAAAGCUGCUUAUGACCCAAGAGGACAGCCUCAGACCCACUGCACCUGUGGAAGCUCCAGCAGCUGCCCAGCCGGAUGAGCAGGACACGUGCGGGUCCAGGUGCUGUCCUGAAACUCCUGGAACUGAGUUGGGGGGACAGACCUCUGAAGGAGUCAGACCAUUCCCCCCACUGCUGAAGAGGAGCAGCCAUGGGGGCGCAAGUGCAGAGGAGGAGCCAGGGCCUGAGGCCAAGCCUGACACGGGACCAAGCUCGGCCACAAGGGCUGAGGAAGAUGAGUCUUCUGGGACCACAGGCCUGCAGCAAGACACAGGCCCAGGAGCAGGGCACCCUGAACCAGGGGAGGACUGUGCAGCCAAUGGCUCUGGGAGAACUGAAGUAGGAGGGACCCUGGGUGCUGAGGCUUGCAGAGUGGUUCUGGAUGAUAGCACGGCCCCCCCAGCUCCUUUUGAACACCGGGUGGUGAGUGUCAAGGACACCCUGAUCUCAGCUGGUUACACAGUGUCCCAGCAUGAAGUCCUGGGAGGGGGCAGGUUUGGCCAGGUCCACAGGUGCAUAGAGAGAUCUACAAGCCUCAUAUUGGCAGCCAAGAUCAUCAAAGUGAAGAGCUCCAAGGACCGGGAGGAUGUGAAGAACGAGAUCAACAUCAUGAACCAGCUCAGCCACGUGAACUUGAUCCAGCUCUAUGAUGCCUUUGAGAGCAAGAAUAGCUUCACCCUCAUCAUGGAGUACGUGGAUGGGGGGGAACUCUUCGACCGGAUCACCGAUGAGAAGUACCACCUGACGGAACUGGAUGUCAUCUUGUUCACCAGGCAGAUCUGUGAGGGCGUGCAUUACCUCCACCAGCACUACAUCCUGCACCUGGACCUCAAGCCAGAAAACAUACUAUGUGUCAACCAGACAGGACACCAAAUUAAGAUCAUUGACUUUGGGCUGGCUAGAAGGUAUAAGCCUCGGGAGAAGCUGAAGGUGAACUUUGGUACUCCGGAGUUCCUGGCCCCGGAAGUUGUCAACUAUGAGUUUGUCUCAUUCCCCACCGACAUGUGGAGUGUGGGAGUCAUCACCUACAUGCUACUCAGUGGUUUGUCCCCAUUUCUAGGGGAAACUGAUGCAGAGACCAUGAAUUUUAUUGUGAACUGUGUCUGGGAUUUUGACGCUGACACCUUUGAGGGGCUGUCAGAGGAAGCCAAGGACUUUGUUUCCCGGUUGCUGGUCAAAGAGAAGAGCUGCAGGAUGAGCGCCACGCAGUGCCUGAAACAUGAGUGGUUGAAUGACCUGCCUGCUAAGGCCUCGAAAUCCAAAGUCUCCCUCAGAUCUCAGCUACUGCUGCAGAAAUACAUGGCCCAGAGAAAAUGGAAGAAACAUUUCUACGUGGUGACUGCGGCCAACAGGUUAAGGAAAUUUCCAGCUUGCCCCUAACGUUCAAUUCUGCUGUUCCAAAUGGCCCAGAAAUUAUUGAGACAAUAUGAAGAGAUGA
Molecule: messenger RNA, 2506 nt
Organism: Jaculus jaculus (lesser Egyptian jerboa)
Lineage: Eukaryota; Metazoa; Chordata; Mammalia; Rodentia; Dipodidae
Gene: Mylk3
Product: myosin light chain kinase 3
Exons: 13
Coding region: 1-2448 (815 amino acids)
Biological process (GO): positive regulation of apoptotic process; intracellular signal transduction; protein phosphorylation
Cellular component (GO): nucleus; cytoplasm
Molecular function (GO): ATP binding; protein serine/threonine kinase activity
Source: RefSeq, a predicted model, not a curated record